Molecule: messenger RNA, 2881 nt
Organism: Actinia tenebrosa (Australian red waratah sea anemone)
Lineage: Eukaryota; Metazoa; Cnidaria; Anthozoa; Actiniaria; Actiniidae
Cellular component (GO): cytoplasm; plasma membrane
Molecular function (GO): protein binding
Source: RefSeq, a predicted model, not a curated record
UAUUCCCUUCUAAACAUCAAAGGAUGCCCAACUUCAUCUAAUUGAUUCCUUGAUCUCUCUUUGGUUGUUCAUUUGGACGUCAAGAUGGAAUCAGAUCCCAAUGAAUUACUUUCAGCUUUAAGGGAUGCAGAGGAGUUCAUCUCUGUUGGACUUUCCAAGGAAUCAUUAAAUCGUGAAACAGAAAACAAACGACAAAAGUUAGAAACAAGGUUAAAGAACUUGAUCAACAGAAGUACACCUAGAAGUGAUGGCCAACUUCCUCCCCGGCCACCAAAAUCAGUACAAAAUGCAACAUGGGAAGAGGAGGAGGAGGGUGAAGAUCUUUAUGAUGAUGUAGGCCCUGAUAUCAUUGAAGUGAAAGAAGAAUCUGAUGAUCGGGUAAUAUCUCAAAGUCAUUUUUCAAUGGAAGUACGUGGUGUACCCAAAGAGACACAAGACAAUGACACCCAAGAAAGUUACGAAGACAUGAGUAACAAAGAAGUGCCACAAGAAGAAAUGUAUGAUGAUACAGUCAACACUCCCUCGGAAGACGAUUAUGAGGAACCUGGCAAAGAAGAUUCUACUUCAAUUACUGAAGAUAUAGAUUAUGAAGUUGCAGAACCAAAACAUACGCCAGAGGAAGAAAAAAGCGAUGAUGUAUAUGAGGGGGUCGAUGCUGGCGAUGGACAAGAGGAGACUAACAAGGCAGAUGCUGAGAGCCUUGAGCAGAAAGACAGAACUAUAACACGAGAUUUGGAAAUGUUAAUGAAUCCAAUCAAAGCUACUGAUGUUAAAGAAGUUAUUUAUAAAGGAUAUCUUGAUAAGCAUCGCAAGAAGGGCAAGUUAUACAUUGGUAACAAAUGGCAGAAGAGGUACUGUAUAGUGAGGAGCUUUGCUAUGUAUUACUUCAUAAACCCAAAUUCAGAUAGACAAAAGGGAACCAUCCUACUGCCAGGAUACAAGGUGAAGGUUAACAAGCAAUCCAAGUCAAAUCGAGAGUUUAUUUUAACGAGAGAGAAAGACCGCUCGUAUACUGUAAGUAUACAUAGGUUUCAGUCAGAAUCGAAAGAGGAAAUGGUAAAGUGGAUGGAUGCAAUUGAAAAAGCUGCAGGUGGUAAAAUAUCUAAGCGUCAGAGUGAAUAUCUUGAUUCUUUAAGAAGUGAAUCCCCUGACGGUGAUGAAGAUUCUACCAGCUUGUGUUAUGAUGAUGUCAGUUUAAAGAGUGGGACUAUGAAUAAUGGACAAAGUGGAGGGGGAGAAAUCUAUGAUGACGUCAAUGAAAAUGAUGAUUCAGGGUCUGCUACCAUUGACUAUGAAAUCCCUCAAGCUGAAGCUAGUGAAGCAGCAAUGGAAGAAUCGACAAAGGAAGAAGCAGUCCAAGAAGACUUUUAUGAAAUGCCAAAAGAUGAAAACCAGGAGCGGUCAGCUCCAGUACAGCCUUCACGUCCAGCUGUGGUAGUACAGGCAGCUUCUUCUGUGCCUGGAAAGCCUCCCUCGCAUGAUAUUCCACCAACUACAGAAGAAGAAGAAGAGUUAUAUGAUGAUGUUGGAGUUGAUGUCUCUCCUCCAGAUGUUGCACAAACUUUGACUAAACCUCAGAUGUCCUUGCCAACACCCCCAUCUGACAUUGGAAGGGCUUCUCCAGGAAUGCCACGCCCUGCACUACCCCCACCCCCUGGAGAACCGAAACCAAGCAUUCCACCUCGAAGAAAUGGUGCAUUACCACCAGAACCAGACAAAGAAACAACUGCACCUAUUGGUAAAGCUCCGCCACCCCCACCCCCUGAGGAGAAUACAAUCCCUGACAAAGCCCCACCACCUCCUCCCCCUGAGGAGGAAACAGAAGACCAAGCCAUAGACUACUCAAACAUUUAUCAAGCAUUAUGGGACUGCAACCCUGAUGCAGAUGACGAGCUUGAGUUCAGCCGCGGGGAUUUAAUUUACAUUUAUGAAAAGCCUCAUUCUGAUUGGUGGAUUGGAUCCAAGUAUAAGCCACAAGGGUAUGAGACGAGACUAAUCCCAAGAAACUACCUCACUGAAGCGUACGACUAAAUAUUUAGAGUAGAGUGCAAAUAAUAUACCCGUGAAAUAGAUAGCUAGCUAACUAAUUACUAACCUUUGGUUGCCUAAGUCUAAUUAGUUAAGAAAUAGGCGAGCCGUGACGGGUAAACUAGUGCACGUGUUACUCAAGGGCACGCAUUUUAAAAUAUUUUUAAACACGCUUACGAAAACUGAAACAAUAUUUUGUUGUACAUGCUUUUCCUUCAUAUAGUUUGACAUGUUCGCAUUUUCGUAUCUAUUCAUCUGCGUAUUAAGUUGUCACUCAAAACGCUUGUGCCCUUGUCAUGCCUCACUGAAUUCCUAUGUCUUGUCUAAUUAAGCGCUAACUCUCUCCUAUUUCAUCCUAACUAUUUCACGGGUAUAUUAUUUGCAUUCUAAUGUAUAUCUUAAUUUUUUAUUCAAAAAUAUGGACAGCUGCAACUAAUUAGCAAUUAGUCCUUGAGCCUGAAUGGGCUACGAGUCAAUAGCCCAUGAGGCUGAAGAACGAAUGGGCCAUUAACUCAUAGGCCAAAAGGGCAAGGACUAAUUGUUUUAGUCAAAUCCAACUAGUCAAUCAAAUAUAUAGAUGCAAACAAAAAUUUUUUGGUUUUCAAACCGGCACUUUUAGUAGGCUGUAACUUAUAGCCUAAUAGUAGCUCAUCCAAUCAAAACGCAGCAUUGAUGUUAGACCACUAGAUGGAUUUGACUAACAUCUAAUAUUCCUCUUCGUAAUUUCUGGGUGUUUUUUUUGGGAGGUAUGGAUAUUUUCUAGAACUACACAAUAUACCCUCCUCAGACCCUCCCCACCCCUUGGAAAUUCCAAUUCCCCUCCAUGGGGGUGGUAUGGAUAUUUUCAUGGAAU